Camellia sinensis is the source of this 2521-nucleotide messenger RNA. RefSeq names its product calcium-dependent protein kinase. Gene Ontology annotation, biological process: protein phosphorylation. Gene Ontology annotation, molecular function: calcium ion binding; protein kinase activity; ATP binding. The record is from RefSeq and is a predicted model, not a curated record. Lineage: Eukaryota; Viridiplantae; Streptophyta; Magnoliopsida; Ericales; Theaceae.
GAUUCAUUAAAAUUCUUCGGUCCUGUCUAUCUAUAACCCAAAAGUGCGAGCCUCUUUUUCUUCUUACCUUGCCAAGACUGAGCUUCAGAAGACUUUGAUACCGCUUUACCUAUUUGUAACAAAAACAAACAUGUUCUCUAACUUUCUGAUCUGAAUAUAUUUGGAUCAAUUCUCUCUCUCUCUCUCUCUCUCUCUGUCAAACGUUUAGAUUCAAUCACUUAUUUCUGAUCUGGGAUUUGCUUAAAUAGGUAAUCUUGUUGGUUUUCAUUCACUAUUUCUUGUCUUUCUUUCCUUGUCUACGAAGUUGAAUUCCUUGUUUUGGGUAAUUUAUUCUGAACCAUCCCACAAAUCUCAAUUACCCAGUUGGGUCUUUUACAAGAAAAUCAUCUGUGUAUACCCUCUUUUCUGAUCUGGGUUUUGUUGAAGAGAUAGAUUGCAAAAAUGGGUGGUUGUAUCAGCAAGAAAAAUGUUUCAGAAACAGGUGUUAAUGGGUAUAGAUCAGGAAGAGGUAGUGGUACUGGGCAUCACCAAAGCUACCAACAACAACCAAUUGUUCACCAGAGCUAUCAAAAGCCAUCCACUGAAUACAUUCAGCCCCCUCCAGAAAGACACCACCGGUCACAGCCACAGCCACAGCCACAGCCACAGCCAAAGCCAAAGCCAAAGCCAAAGCCACUAGUCCCUUCUCCAUUGAAGAAUGUUCAUAGGUCGGACACAGAGACCAUACUGGGUAAGCCAUUUGAAGACAUUAAGCUACACUACACACUUGGGAAAGAACUGGGUAGGGGUCAAUUUGGAGUGACUUAUCUUUGUACUGAGAAUUCAACUAGACACACUUAUGCUUGCAAGUCAAUAUUGAAGAGAAAACUCCGCAGUAAAAAUGACGAAGAUGAUGUGAAAAGAGAGAUUCAGAUUAUGCAGCAUUUGAGUGGGCAACCCAAUAUUGUGGAGUUUAAAGGUGCCUAUGAGGAUCGGCAUUCGGUGCAUGUCGUGAUGGAGCUUUGCACCGGUGGGGAGCUAUUUGAUCUAAUUACCGCUCAGGGCCACUAUUCUGAGAGAGCUGCAGCGGCAAUUUGUAGGUCUAUUGUGAAUUUUGUUCACAUUUGCCAUUUUAUGGGUGUGAUGCAUAGGGAUCUCAAACCUGAGAAUUUUUUGUUAUCAAGCAAGGAUGAAGGGGCAAUGCUCAAGGCAAUUGAUUUUGGACUGUCUGUCUUCAUUGAAGAAGGAAAGGUGUACCGUGACAUGGUUGGUAGUGCAUACUAUGUUGCUCCUGAAGUGUUGCGGCGCAGUUAUGGAAAGGAAAUAGAUACUUGGAGUGCAGGAGUUAUUUUGUAUAUUCUUCUCAGUGGUGUGCCCCCAUUUUGGGCUGAAACCGAGAAGGGAAUAUUUGAUGCCAUACUGGAGGGACAAAUUGACUUCGAAAGCCCACCAUGGCCAUCUAUAUCAUACAGUGCCAAAAGCCUUGUUCGGAAGAUGCUGACACAGGACCCCAAAAAGAGGAUUACUUCUGCCCAAGUUCUUGAGCACCCAUGGAUUCGAGAAGAUGGAGAAGCAUCAGACAAGCCACUAGAUAGUGCAGUACUCUCUAGAAUGAAGCAAUUCAGGGCAAUGAAUAAGCUCAAGAAACUUGCAUUGAAGGUCAUUGCUGAAAAUCUAUCAGAAGAUGAAAUCAAAGGUCUUAAAGAAAUGUUCAGAAACAUUGACACAGACAAGAGUGGCACUAUCACCUAUGAGGAACUGAAGACAGGAUUGGCUCGGCUGGGGUCAAAGUUGUCGGAGACUGAAGUCAAGCAACUCAUGGAAGCUGCUGAUGUGGAUGGAAAUGGAACGAUUGACUACCUUGAAUUUAUUACCGCAACCAUGCAUAGACACAAACUAGAAAAAGAUGAGCAUCUAUAUAAAGCAUUUCAGUAUUUUGACACGGAUAGCAGUGGCUUUAUCACAAGAGAUGAAUUGGAAACUGCCAUGAAGCAAUACGGAAUGGGCGAUGAUGCCACCAUAAAAGAAAUAAUAUCAGAGGUCGACACAGAUAAUGAUGGAAGAAUCAACUACGAAGAGUUCUGCACAAUGAUGAGAAGUGGAGCACCACAGGCAGGCAAACUCUUUUAGUUUCACUCAUGCACUAAUCUCUAGGUUCUGCUCGGGUGAUUAAGAGACGCGUGGGAGUGAAAGAUAUUUAACCACAAGGUUUGUAGAGAGGCUUUUGCUGGCUUCUCCACUUCAAAAGUAGGCAGCUGGGUAGGAGAGUUGAUUGCUUUGUGGUUAAAUGCGGUUUUUUGCAUAUUUAGUUUCUUUGUUUGCUUUCAGCAUCAUUGUGGUUUUUUGUGUAUUGUUUCCACCCCACUUUUGAUCUCUACGUUUUAGCAGAUCCCUUUUGAAAGGAAAUGUAUAUGAUCUCAUAUGGUUGACGAUAGAUGAUUUGAGAUUGUGUUACCUGGCUUAUGUUUCUUUGGAUGUGACUCUUUUUGGUCCUCUGUAAGAAAAAUAAAUUCAGAUGCUAUGUGGGUGUUUAUUUAUUUCC